Molecule: messenger RNA, 612 nt
Organism: Aureobasidium uvarum
Lineage: Eukaryota; Fungi; Ascomycota; Dothideomycetes; Dothideales; Saccotheciaceae
Source: the annotation of a GenBank genome assembly
AUGGAGUCACGCGCUACAGAACUUCCCUCACUCUGGGCCGUUGCAUUCGGCGCUUCCGUCGUAGCAGGCCUCGCAGGUUACUUCCUGGGCACUGCCUCGUCUAUCGGUGUGUUUGGCAGCAACCUCCAGCAGCGCGUCGUUAGCAGCACCGGUGCUCAGCAUGAAAAGGAGCACGACGGCAGCGAUGAUGAGCACGACAACGCAUCCGAGUCCGAUUCUGAGGACUCCGAGGAUGAUCAGGAGAUCAAUGGUUUUGAGGAUUUGACCGAGGAAUGCAAGCUCGUUCUCGUAGUUCGCACUGAUCUGGGCAUGACAAAGGCAGCCCAGUGUUCACAUGCCACCCUUGCAUGCUACAAGACCCUUGUACGCCAGAACUCGCCAAUCCUCAAGCGCUGGGAAGGUUACGGUCAAGCAAAGGUCGCCGUGCAGGUCAAGAGUGAGGAAGAUUUGUUGAUCCUCCAAGCUCAAGCUAUCAGCCUGGGUAUCUGCGGACAGAUCAUCCACGACGCCGGACGUACCCAGAUUGCCAGUGGUAGUGCGACAGUACUCGGAGUCGGCCCUGCUCCCAAGUCCAUGGUUGACCAAGUUACUGGACAUCUCAAGCUUCUGUAA